CCCUCCCUUACACGAAGACUCCGCCUACUCGAUUCUUAUAUCUCAGACCUACACCAAACUACAGGUGGAUUUAGUGACGAGCAUAGUGCGCUUAGUUUGCUAUAUCUUUUAUUUACAUUUGACGAGAAAACCGGACGAUCUGAGCAAAAAUGUCUCUGGCUAAGGAUCUGAUGCACCCAAGUUUUGCAGAGGAGAGGAGGCAGCAUAAGAAGAAGAGGCUGGUGCAGAAUCCAAACUCUUACUUCAUGGAUGUUAAAUGCAUGGGGUGUUACAGGAUCACCACCAUCUUCAGCCAUGCCCAGACAGUGGUGCCCUGCGCAGGCUGCUCUAUAAUCCUCUGUAGGCCACGAGGGGGGAAAUGCAGACUGACAGCAGGCUGCGCCUUCAGAAAGAAACAGACAUGAACAGUAAUGAACCUGGAACCAUGCAGCAGAAACGCCCAAGGAUAAUCGAGGCUGAGCGAUGCCAUGUUGCAAAUCCUCAGCAAAUAGAGAAAUUGCCUCUAUUCAUCUAAAUGAGUACGAUUUUACCCCCGAGUGGGGCUGAAUGAGAGAAUCAUACGAAUGCAUGUACACUCCCAAACAGAUUGACAUAAUGAAGCACUUUGCUGUAAAGACAUUGUGCAUGAGUAAAAUGCAACAAUCAAAUUUGCAAAAAAAUUCAGACAAGUCAUGAUUUCUGUAAAACAUUUUAAUAGGUUGACAUGGAUGGGGUGGGGGUGGGUGAAUGAAGUAUUUCAUUACCAGUCUCAAUCAAAUGUGAGGCACUCUCAGUGGCUCUGACAUGAGAUGAAACCACAAUGACCAUCACAAAAAAAAAUAAAAAACAUUUCAUGAAUUAAUUGUCUGUGUUGUGUUCUUUGGUUUUGAGAGUUCCUCUGGCAAAAAGAAGUGGUGUAAAUGAAACAAAACCCAAGAAAAAAAAAAUACAACUUCUCACAUUACCUAACAUUAUUCUACUAUAUACAAUAAGUAUCCAUGGUUGAUAAAACUUGACUGAGCUUCCAGUGGUUUGGGGUUUAGCUCACUCAUAUUGUAAAUAUUGGCUACAUAAUGGCAUAUUGUUGGUAAUGAUGCAUUAGGUAUCAGUGGUCAGGUCAAGCAUUUAAGUGUUCAGAACGUCCGCAUCAGGUUCAACACCUUGGCCAAAGAGGCAUUACGUUAUAAUUAAAUGUAAAGAAGUCUGAAUCACCGAGCCUUUCUACCAGGUUAUCUGUUCACGUGACUGUUGUGUUGUUCUAACACAAAAAGAUUUAAAGAGAGACUGAGACGAGCACAGAUCUGUCAAAUAUCUGUUAAUUUGCAGCCACUGGAGAUAAAAUGGAAUAAUAAUAAUUAAAAAAAAAAUGUUGACUAACUUCAAAUUACCACUAGGUGGCGCUUAAAAGCCACACAAGACUGAGCAAACCCCUAUGCCAUAUGUAGCCUAUGUAUUAAAAAUAAUCAGAAGUGUAAUGUAUGUGCACAUAAUGUGUAAAAUUAAGUCUGUUUAAGUGAUUGAGUGACCAAAUGGGAGGUUUCUUUGGACAAAUUUAGUGCCAAAUUUAGUGGUCAAAAACAAAUUUCAACAAGAACAUCUGUAGGUUUUAAAAAAAUAAAGUAGCGAUGGAUUCAAAAAA
Molecule: messenger RNA, 1618 nt
Organism: Oreochromis niloticus (Nile tilapia)
Lineage: Eukaryota; Metazoa; Chordata; Actinopteri; Cichliformes; Cichlidae
Product: 40S ribosomal protein S27
Exons: 4
Coding region: 150-404 (84 amino acids)
Biological process (GO): translation
Cellular component (GO): ribosome
Molecular function (GO): structural constituent of ribosome
Source: RefSeq, a predicted model, not a curated record